Messenger RNA from Egretta garzetta (little egret), 934 nucleotides. RefSeq names its product DNA polymerase beta (gene POLB). Gene Ontology annotation, cellular component: nucleus. The transcript has 12 exons. The annotation marks the transcript as partial. The record is from RefSeq and is a predicted model, not a curated record. Lineage: Eukaryota; Metazoa; Chordata; Aves; Pelecaniformes; Ardeidae. Gene Ontology annotation, molecular function: DNA binding; DNA-directed DNA polymerase activity. Gene Ontology annotation, biological process: double-strand break repair via nonhomologous end joining.
GAUGGAGUAGGUGCUAAAAUAGCUGAGAAGAUAGAUGAGUUCUUAUCCACUGGAAAACUGCGCAAAUUGGAAAAGAUUCGACAAGAUGAUACAAGUGCAUCCAUCAAUCUCCUGACACGAGUUACUGGCAUUGGUCCUGCUGCUGCUAGGAAGUUUGUUGAGGAAGGAAUUAAGACUUUAGAAGAUCUAAGAAAAAAUGAGCACAAGCUGACCCAUCACCAACGAAUUGGGUUGAAAUAUUUUGAAGAUUUUGAGAAAAGAAUCCCAAGGGAAGAAAUGCUGCAAAUGCAGGAAAUUGUGCUGAAAGAGGUAAAGAAGCUGGAUCCGAACUAUAUUGCUACAGUCUGUGGCAGUUUUAGACGAGGUGCAGAGUCAAGUGGCGAUAUGGAUGUUCUCCUAACCCAUCCAAGUUUUACAUCUGAAUCAUCCAAACAGUCAAAACUUCUGCGUCAAGUUGUAGAACAGCUGGAAAAAGUCCACUUUGUCACAGAUAUGCUGUCUAAAGGUGACACCAAAUUCAUGGGUGUCUGUCAGCUACCAAAUAAAGAAGAUGGAACAGCCUAUCCACAUAGGAGAAUUGAUAUCCGGUUUAUCCCCAAAGAUCAGUAUUAUUGUGGUGUACUGUAUUUCACAGGAAGUGAUAUAUUCAAUAAGAACAUGAGAACUCAUGCUCUGGAAAUGGGCUUCACUAUCAACGAGUACACAAUCCGCCCCUUGGGUGUCACUGGAGUUGCUGGGGAGGCCCUACCAGUAGAAUGUGAAAAAGACAUCUUUGACUAUAUCCAGUGGAAAUACCGAGAGCCAAAGGAUCGGAGUGAAUAACUGCUUGUCUAGGUGCUCAGGUGUGAUCAUUGUGCUGCUCUGCUGACUAGUGUUGAACAAGAUGAACUGAAGCCCCGGUCACAGUGGUGAAAAAUUUCUGGAUGUUGAGCAA